AUGUCCCGCAGCGGCACAGGUGGCGCAGGAGUCCUGGUGGCUCCGCGCUGGGUGGUGACGGCGGCGCACUGCACCACACCUGGGGUGACCACGGUGGCCCUGGGCAAGCACCGGCUGUACGCGCGCGAGGCGGGCGAGCAGCGCCGCAUGGUGGCCCGCAUGGUGGCCCACCCGGGCUACGACCCGUCCACCAAGGACAACGACAUCAUGCUGCUGAAGCUGCUGGCCCCCGCCGCCAUCUCCGACCGCGUCCGGCCCAUCCCGGUGGCCUCGUGCCUGCCCCGGCCCGGCACCCGCCUGCGUCACCUCGGGCUGGGGCGCCACCCACCUCGCCUGAAGGUAGGUGGCAUCCGGCCGGGGGUCCGGGGCACCUCGGGGGGGCACCUGGCGGUCAUCUCGUGGUCAUCUGGGGCUCCUCGUGGUCAUCUCGUGGUCAUCUGGGGCACCUCACGGUCAUCUCGUGUGACGUACCCGAGGUGCUGCAGUGCGUCAACGUCACGCUCUUCUCCCCCGGCCGAGUGUCGCCGCUUCUACCCCGGCUCCAUCACCGACAACAUGAUCUGCGCCGGGCACCUGCAGGGCGGCCGGGACUCCUGCCAGGGCGACUCCGGCGGCCCCCUGGUGUGCGAGGGCACCUUGCAGGGCAUCGUCUCGUGGGGGAUGGAGCGCUGCGGGCAGCCGCGGCGCCCCGGCGUCUACACCAAGGUGUGCCGCUACGCCCGCUGGAUCCACGAGACCAUGGAGGACACCUGAGGCGGCGCCGGCCGCGGCGCCGCGCUCCCAGGGGACAUUAAAGACGUGCCGGGAACGCCGGGCUCCGCGUGGCUUCCUA
Molecule: messenger RNA, 832 nt
Organism: Vidua macroura (Pin-tailed whydah)
Lineage: Eukaryota; Metazoa; Chordata; Aves; Passeriformes; Viduidae
Product: kallikrein-14-like
Exons: 5
Coding region: 1-753 (250 amino acids)
Biological process (GO): proteolysis
Molecular function (GO): serine-type endopeptidase activity
Source: RefSeq, a predicted model, not a curated record